UCGCACCGGUAGCCUCGCGAUAACGGCAACACCCCGCCAUCUGCUGUCCGUAUCCCGCUGCUGACUACCGCUCCCAAAUCGCACACGCACACCCCCGCACAAUACACCCCGUCGACCGAUGACACGAGAUCCCCGAUCCAAGGCUUAGAACAAUGGCGAGUCCGGUGGGGGAGGAUAACUGGGUCGACUUUGUCGACCACCAGCUGCGUGGCGCCACCGACUUCGAAGGCCGCGUCAAAGUCAUCGAGACCUUUGGUCGCGCCGUCCAGGCCGAGCCCGGCAGCCUCAAAGUAUGGAUGGCCUACUGCGAAUACUUCUGGUCGCUCUAUUCCGACUGCCAGCCGGGUAGCGACGCUGGCUGGCCCAUGGAGGAGCAGCGCGCCGGCUGCGAAACCUUCACCCUAGACCGUGCCCUCAACCUCUGGCAGGAGGGCUACGAGGCCGUCCAGUACCGUCUCUCCGACAGCCACCAGCUCUGGAAUCGCUGGGUUUCCCUCGAGAUGGAGCUGCUCGCCCGCACAGCUACCGAGGCCGGCGUCCGCCGCAUCACCCAUCUCUUCAAGAACAGACUGGCGGUGCCCCAUGCCGCUUGGGAUAACACGUCACAGAUGUUUUCUAGCUUCCUCUCCGAGUACAACCGCGUCAACUACGAGUCCGAGAUGCUGCACGUUACCGCUAACGCCCGAGACGCCAAGCGCCUGUACGAGAUGCGCGACCCUUGGGAGAUGAAGCUCAACCAGGCCCAGAAGGUGGGCGAUAUCGCGGGCAUGAAGGCCACCAUGACCGAAUACAUCGAUUGGGAGAUUAGGCAGGCCAAAUCCAAAAAGGACCAUCAUACCUUGCUCAACAUCCGCAUUUGCCUGGGUCUGUUUUCGCGUGCUCUUACCGGCAUCAUGUCUUCGGAUGAAGCGACCUGGCUUAACUUUCUCGUUUUCGUCUCAACAUGGCACUCGGACAUCAAGAUGGGCCGCGUAAAGAUCCCCUCGGCCACCCUGCCUAAUAUGCUGGACGUCCUUCAGCGCGCUGUGCACCAUGUUCCCUGGUCCGGCACUGUCUGGGCUCGCUACAUUCUGGCUGCCGAGGAAGCUGGCCUAGGCUUCACUGACAUUGAGCGCAUCAAGCACGCAGCGACGAGCUGUGCUCAACUCGAUCGUGAUGGCAUGGGUGGAGUUCUGGAAAUGUACUCGGCUUGGUGUGGCUACCUCAAGCGCACCGCCAUGAACCCCAACGCGACUGAAGAAGCCGUUGACCUUGCCGAAGUCGGCCUCCCGUCCGCCCUGGAAGACGUUCGACACUGGGGCAAGCGACGGUACGGUGAUGCUUACCAGGGUGACCCCAACUUCAGGUUAGAAAAGAUCUUGAUCCAGUUUCUAACCGAAAAGAAGGAUGACAUUGAUGAAGCACGCAAUGUAUGGGAACAGCUGUCUGUCAUUCCGCUACACGCCAAUAGCUACGAUUUCUGGCUGGCUUGGUUCCUAUGGGAAAUGCUCGUCUUCGCCUCUACCAAGAGCAAGAACCGGAGCCCUACACCUGCUACCUUGGCCCAAGGCUUGCGGGUCCCCUCAUUUGCCACGCGUGUUUUCAUCAAGGCUCUCAAGGUGCGCACGCUUGACUGGCCUGAGAGGAUUAUGGAUGUUUAUCUUCAGCAUUGCAACGAUUACGAGCUGGCCGAAACCCUCCGUGAAGCCCAGGACACCAUCUAUAAGACAAGAAAGGGCGUUUCUAGGCGUCGCGAGAGGGAGGCUGCCCAAGCACAAGCGGCGGCACAAGCUCAAGCCCAGGCCGCGUACGCGGCACAGGCGGCCCAGGCCCAGGCCCAGCACCAACCGCAGCUACAUCAACAGCAAGAGAAAUACCCACAGCAACAAUACCAGGAUUACCCCAUGACAGAAUCCCCGCAAGCUGGCACAUCACCCAGCUCCAAGAGGAAGCGCGAAGAUGGUUUUGAGGAUGAGGUUGAUGACUGUGCCAAGCGGGCGAAGAGCGAAACAACUAUGAGUGCGGCUGAGCUCAAGCGUGACAGGGAAAACACAUCGGUCUUUGUUCACAAUCUCCCCGAAGGCAUUACCCAAACCAAGUUACGACAGUUCUUCCGCGAGUACGGCCACAUCAACAACAUCGACCUCCAAAAGAGUGAAGGUGCCCCGGCAGUGGCGCUGAUCGAGUUCAAGUCGCCAGAAGAUGCUCGGACAGCUUUGCUUCGCGAUGGGAAACGCCUCGGCGAAUCAGUUAUCCAAGUCAGCCCGGCAACCGAUUGCACCCUCUUCGUGACCAAUUACCCGCCUGAGGCAGAUGAGCAGUCUAUCCGUGAUCUUUUCAAACAUUGUGGUGACAUUCAUAGUAUCCGUUUUCCCAGCCUCAAGUACAACACCAAGCGUCGGUUUUGCUACGUAUCCUUCCGCGACCGAUCCGCUGCAGCCGCGGCCACUCAACUCGAUGGCAAGCCUUUGGAGGGAGGAAAGUACAAGCUGCAAGCCAAGCUCUCCGACCCAGGCCAUAGGCAAGUGCGCCAAGGAGCUCAGGCCGAAGAACGCGAGCUCCAUGUGAACAACCUCCCUCGUGCAGCAAGCGAAGAGGACGUCGAGGGUCUCUUCCAAAAGGCCGGCAACGUUGUCAGCGUCCGUCUGACGCGCAACAUGGCAGGUGUCAGCACCGGCACAGCGUUUGUGGUGAUGGAAACCAAGGAACAGGCAGCCAAGGCGAUUGAGAUACUAGAUAAGGUGAUCUUUGGCAACCAUCCCCUCAAGGUGGAGGUGUCAAAGCCGCCCACGCGCAAAACCACCGCGACGAGUCGAGCUGACGGUGAAGCCGAAGGUUCGCCCGAGUCUAGCGCCUCCGGGUCGGGACCUAGUCACGUGUCUGGGCCUGAGAUUGCCGCCCGUACGAUCGCCAUUCUUGGCAUUCCCGACACGAUGAACGACGCGCGCGUUCGCUCCAUCGUCGCCCCCAUUGGCGCCAUCAACAAGCUCGUGCUCCACCCGCAGCACGGCGGCGCUGUCGUUGAGUUCGCUGAUGCGGCGACGGCCGGCAAGGCCUCUCUUGUGAUCAAUAGUACUGAGAUCGAGGGCGGUAAGAAGCUGCGCGUCGGGUCCGUCGGUCAGCUGUUCAAAGAAAAGGCCGAGAAGAGGAUAGACAGGAUCGAUCUGCCCCAUCAGCAACCGCCAAAAAAGCAGGAUGACUCCAAGGCCAGCAAGAAGGGAAAGACCGCCGCGCAGCUGAUGCCGCCGCCGCCACCCAUCAGGAGACCGCCUGUGUUGGGCAAAGCGGGGGCCAAGAAAGGCCUCGGGUUCGUCGUUCCUGUCAGCAAGGUGCAGAAGGAGCAGAACGCUGCUACAGCGUCGGCGAAGGAUGGCUCGGGCCCGGAGCAGCAAGUCAACGGUACCGGUCAAUCGUCAACAGGCCCACCAGUUGCUCAGAAAAGCAACGCCGACUUCAAGAAGAUGUUCUUGGAGGGAAAGAAGUGAAGGAGAUGGGAUAGGCAACCAAGGCAACAAGCAAUAGCAACAAAUAC
Messenger RNA from Neurospora tetrasperma FGSC 2508, 3511 nucleotides. RefSeq lists its product as uncharacterized. Gene Ontology annotation, biological process: RNA processing. Gene Ontology annotation, molecular function: protein binding; RNA binding. The transcript has a single exon. NCBI's taxonomy places the organism in Eukaryota, Fungi, Ascomycota, Sordariomycetes, Sordariales, Sordariaceae. The coding region runs from base 153 to 3464 and encodes 1103 amino acids. The record is from RefSeq and is a predicted model, not a curated record.